Owenia fusiformis is the source of this 2602-nucleotide messenger RNA. Lineage: Eukaryota; Metazoa; Annelida; Polychaeta; Sabellida; Oweniidae. The record is from the annotation of a GenBank genome assembly.
AUGAAGAGCUUAAUGCGUAUGCUGACGAUUCUCGCUGUACUUGCCACAACAAAAUCCCAAUCAACUGCGGAUUCAGGUACAACAGUGAUUGAUAGUAUUACAACUACCAAUACAACGACAGUUGCUGAUACUAUUACUUCGGACACUACAACAGUCACAGAUACUACCUUCUCUGAUGAUAUAACAGUUGAUGAUACUAGUACCACUGAUGAUAUAACAGUUGAUGAUACUUCUACCACUGAUGAUAUAACAGUUGAUGAUGCGACUACUGCUGGUCUUACAACAGUUGCUGAUACGACUACUGCUGGUAUAACAACACUUGCUGAUGCGACUACUGCUGGUCUUACAACAGUUGCUGAUGCGACUACUGCUGGUAUAACAACAGUUGCUGAUGCGACUACUGCUGGUCUUACAACAGUUGCUGAUGCGACUACUGCUGGUAUAACAACAGUUGCUGAUGCGACUACUGCUGGUCUUACAACAGUUGCUGAUACGACUACUGCUGGUCUUACAACAGUUACAGAUACGACAAGUGCUGAUCCUACAACAGUUGCUGAUACGACCACCGCUGGUCUUACGACAGUUGCUGAUACGACCACCGCUGGUCUUACAACAGUUGCUGAUACGACUACUGCUGGUCUUACAACAGUUGCUGAUACGACUACUGCUGGUCUUACAACAGUUGCUGAUACAUCUAGCGCUGGUCUUACAACAGUUGCUGAUACCACCACCGCUGGUAUAACUACAGUUGCUGAUACGACCACCGCUGGUCUUACAACAGUUGCUGAUACGACAAGCGCUAGUAUAACUACAGUUGCUGAUACGACUACUGCUGGUAUUACAACAGUUGCUGAUACAACUAGCGCUGGUAUAACAACAGUUGCUGAUGCGACUAGCGCUGGUCUUACAACAGUUGCUGAUACGACUAGCGCUGAUAUUACAACAGUUGCUGAUACGACUAGCGCUGAUAUUACAACAGUUGCUGAUACCACCACUGCUGGUAUAACUACAGUUGCUGAUACGACUAGCGCUGAUAUUACAACAGUUGCUGAUACGACUACUGCUGGUACAUGUAUAACAACAGUUGCUGAUACGAUAAGCGCUGGUAUAACUACAGUUGCUGAUGCGACUAGCGCUGGUCUUACGACAGUUGCUGAUACAUCUAGCGCUGAUAUUACAACAGUUGCUGAUACCACCACUGCUGGUAUAACUAUAGUUGCUGAUACGACUAGCGCUGAUCUUACAACAGCUGGCGAUAGUACUACUUUUGGUACUACAACAUCUGCUGAUACUAGUACUACAACAGUUACGACCACAACGACCACGAAAAUAGGCACUGCCACAACAGGUACCAGUACGGCAACGGGAUCAACUGACGGCGUGUCAAAUCCUUUUCUGCAGUUUGAUAUUACUACUAAGUUUCCCUAUUGUUCAAGUGAUGCCAACUGCGGACCUGGAGCAAAAUGUAUGAAAGCGCACAAUAGUUGCCCAGACAACACAAAGAUUUGUCUAUGUGAAUACGGAAGAACACUCUUCAAUGGUGUAUGUGUACCAAUCAUCAUAAAUGGCGCCCCCUGUCGACAAAUUACUGAAGCUACAACAGGAAUAACAACCUCAGACUGUGACACAAGGCGAGGCCUCCAAUGUGGCCCCAGUGGCGUUUGUCAGUGCGUUUCUCCAUAUAGUUCUAAGAGGGACAAGGAAGGCGUCACAAGAUGUUUAAAGGCCAAGAUAUCAGAGGCAUGUACAAGUAACGAUGACUGUGGAGAUUAUUUAACCUGCAGCAGUAACAACACGUGCGUUUGUGAAGAAACUUAUUUCGAAGACGAGACUGUAGAGUACGGGUGUGCACCGGGUCGCACUGGUGACAAAUGCGGAGCAUCUAAUGGAAACAAAGCAUGUGAUACAGCAAAUGGUUACAUAUGUGAUGGCUCUUCAUCAGACUCGAAAUGUGUCUGCGGUACAGGAAAAUAUGACUACACACUGACAGUUGCCAAACAUAGGUACGAUUCGAUGAACUUCACCGUAAGAGCUUGUUCGACUGCAACGGGAGCCAGUGGCUGUCAAGUUGACUUCUCCACCGGUACAUCCACAAGAGGCUGCGAAGAAACAGACGCUGUGUGUGUAUUGUGCCCGCCAACGCCAAUGUCGCGGAUUGCCGUUGGAACCUGUGAAAGGAAAGGAAACACGACAAGCGUAGAUGGAGCCGGCUCCAUCGGGGUCAACGUAGCGACUGUUACCAUAGCAACUAUAUUGGCUACCAUGGUGACCUAAAUAAGCUAGGGAAUCCACAGCUGAUAAUGAAACCAGUCGACAUGAUCGAUGUGAUAACAUCAGAAACUCCGAUACACAUUGAUGUGAAACGAAACUUUUUAAGGAAUAUUUCAAAAUGCAACUUGAUAGCACGAUCUCAUUCUUAAUUAGCUGAAUCAAGUAGAAACAACUCUGAUACGAAGUACUGUGAUAAAAUUAACAAUAGCUCAGUCAUGUAAGCCAACAAAAACUGUAUCCAUUUCCAUCCAUUAUAUCCAUUAUAGAAAAUUAAAGUGGAUAAUUUAUAAUAUAUACAUAUAUUUUAAAUAUGUCUCUCAUUUCAUCAUGU